CCGACUGGCGCCACCAUGUUCAAGCGCCGUCUUCGCGUCUCGCCGCUGGAUGCCAUUGCGUGGAUCUGCGUCUUGUAUGCGGGAACGACAGCGUACUUGCACAUGCGCCUCGCCCGCAUGCCCGCCGUCGUAUCGUUUCUCUCGCUCCUCAAUCCGCUCGGGUCGGGCGCCGUCUUUUCCCUCUGUAGCGCCCUCCACGCCCGUGUUGCCUACCAUCUCGUCGCCUCACGCUAUCGCAUCAACUCGACGACGAGCCAGCUGCGCGCCAUCAAGCCCCUCGUCGUGCGCGGCCGCCGGCCCAAAGCCGUCCACAUCGUGCCGCGCCUGACGCGGUCGCUGCGGCUCAAGAGUUUUUUUCGGCUUCGUCUCAAGUCGAACGAGAUUGCGACUGACCUCCAAGUCGUGCACUCAGCGCUUCGCCGCCAAUCGAUCUUGGACCUGGGUAGCGUCCCGAUGCAGAAGCUUGUACUCACAUGGAAGGGUCGAUGGGUGCGACUUCAAAUCGCUGGCGAAGGUCAUUAUGCACGGUUUAUGGGCCCGAAAGGCUUCUUCAGCCGCGCGGGGUCCCACUACGAGCUGCGACUGCUUCUCCGUGAGUGCAUUGUCCUGCCAUUACAGCUGGUGCGCGGCGUCAACUGGAGCGGUCGCAUCCGCAACAACUUUGUCGUGCUGUACGGCCUCAUCUUUGCGCUGCAUUGCGCGGUCCUACCUGCCCUCAUCGCGUGGAAUUUCUACAAGUAUGCCGAUUCGCGGCAGCGAGCCAAGCACCGGAAGCUCCGCGAGUGGAUCCUCGUGCUCGUCAUGGCGUUCGACAUGAUGCUCAGCGUCGGCAUUCCAAUUGCGAUCAUUGUACCGGCCUACUGGCGCUACUACGUCAACCCGGCUAUCCUCUCGGACGUAAACUUUGAUGUUUACGCCGUCUCGAUUAUCAAGUCGUUUAUGGUGGCGUCCGUCCUGGACUUGAUCGCGCUCGUCGUACCGCUGUUCUUGAUCGCAGUGACGUUGCACAAUCUGCACGAGGCGCGCGUUGCGGCGUUUCUCUGGGAUAGCAUUGUGACCGCUGCGUCGCCCGUGGACCAGCUCGCCCACUUGAAAAAGUACUUCAACUUGACCGACUUGGAGGGUCGGCUGCCGUCCAAAACGCUUCGCAACGGGGCAUUGCUUAACCUUGGCGGCGGACAACCACCGCGCGAUUUUGCCUCGCUGUUUGCAAACUGGCCUUCGCUCAAGAAGAUGCGGGCGGUCUCCGUCGCUCCGUGGCAGCAAGAGCGCAGCCCUACAGAGCAGCAUUUGGCUCCCAUUCAGGACGAAGAUUCCCCCGACCACGCGGGUCGACUUGCCCUCUUUGGUGCUGUGCUAUUGGUCGGCAGCACAGUGGCCGUCCUCGUUCUAGUGGUGGUGCUGCGCGCCGCAUCUGCGACCACUUGUCUUCCGCCGCUUCUCACCGACCACUUGAGCUGCGCGGGCAGCCUUCGCCCGUGGCACUUGUCCCCACUGUGGGACCAAUCGUGCGUUUGCCAGAUUGUACAUAUCCACUGUCCCUCCGAUUCGGAAACCCCCGUGUACGACAACGUCGCAGCCUUUGUGACAACGUACCCGACCGAGCAUAUCAACUACCUAAAGCUCCAGGGGUGUGAUCUCCGCCGCCUCUAUUCGUCGAUGGUGCGUCUCAGCGACCUAUGGGGCCUUGAAGCCAGCGCAGUGCCAACCUCAGAGGCGCCAGACAUCGAACUGGCACAGUUCUCCAAACUUGUCUACUUGUCGCUGCGACAGAACCCAUGGCCCGAGCUUCCACGGCUUUUAAAAAAAGUUCCGCCGCUCCUCUCGGCGCUGGACCUCUCGGAGACGUCCUUCCGCAAUUGGCCGGCGUGGGUGGGCGCUGCGUGGUCUAAUCUCACGCAGCUAACCGUCGUGAGCGCGCGCUUGAUGUCGUUUCCGACGGCUCUCUUUGAGCUCGACUGGCUCGCAACACUCGACUUGACCAACAACUCGAUUGAGUCCUUACCCCCCGUGCCGGACGGCGCGUGGACCCGCGUCAAGGAUCUGCGCCUUGGCGGCAACCAGCUACGGACCAUUCCACCCAAUAUCUUUGCCCUCCCGAGCCUCCAGACGCUGACGCUGGCCAAGAACGUACUCACUUCGUGCCCCGUUGCGCCGAUGCCACUUGGGAUUUACACACUUGACGGCAACCCGUGCUGCUCCCCAUCUUUGUCAGCUUGUGCGUCGAGCUGCAGUCCGCUCUGCGACUACUACUAUGCAAAGUCCCCGGUCUGCAGUCCGUUCUGCAACAGUAGCAUUGCGUGCCGCACGACCUCGAGCUGCUCCGUGUAGCUGCCAGCUCUCCACCGCCUAAGGUCAUCGAGUAGGUCUUGGUCUAACGCCAGAUACGAAUCGACACCUGUCUGUUCCAUACA
Messenger RNA from Saprolegnia diclina VS20, 2414 nucleotides. RefSeq lists its product as hypothetical. Lineage: Eukaryota; Oomycota; Saprolegniomycetes; Saprolegniales; Saprolegniaceae. Gene Ontology annotation, molecular function: protein binding. The transcript is spliced from 12 exons. The record is from RefSeq and is a predicted model, not a curated record. Bases 16 to 2331 code for a protein of 771 amino acids.